Messenger RNA from Prorocentrum cordatum, 9981 nucleotides. The record is from the annotation of a GenBank genome assembly. NCBI's taxonomy places the organism in Eukaryota, Dinophyceae, Prorocentrales, Prorocentraceae.
AUGCCGAGGCGCCGCUUGCGGCAGAAGACGGACACGGGGUACGCGGUGCCGUCUCCCCCAGUCCCGUCCGCAGGCGUGGACGCCGAGGCCGUCGAAACCAAAGCCAUCCGGGACGCCUUGAAGGCCGUCUUAGUAGGCAAGGACUUGAAACACAUUUCGUUGCGUGAGUGUCGCCGCCAGGUCGCUUUGAAACUCGGUUUGCAAGAGCUUGCUUUGGACCAACGCAAGCACGAGUUCAAGAGCCUGACAACCGAGGUCGUUUCGGAAACGCAGCCCGACCAGGACGCCGCGUCGCCUCUGGAGACCGUGUUGGCUGAGGCCGAGAAGCUGGACUCGUUGCAGUGGGUCUACUUGGUGACCAUAUCGCGCGUCCUGGACGCGACCCUUCCCGACGGCCGCCAGUACCGCGAUCUUGGCACGAUGAGCCGGGAGGACAUCGGACAAGCAGUGGCCGACGCGUUCAACAAUCCGAUUCCGACUGGGUCCGCGGGCGGCCGCCUUAGGAAGGAACCGGACGGCCAAGCGCUCGUGCCCAUGGCGGUGGUGUUCCAGGAGAAGCACAAAGACGGCGCGAUCCAUUUCCACGUUGCUGUGAAGCUGACUAGGUCGGGCCGUUUCCAGCAGGCCAAGCGCACUCUGCGUGAGCGCCAUUUGUUGCCGAGCCAUUUCUCUGGUUCCCACCGGCGAAUGUGGAGCGCCGUGAGGUACGGGUAUAUGGAGACCCCAGCCAAACCAGAUGUCGACGACGCCCCGUGGGUGUGGCAGCCAGACUGGGCCGGGUUCGCGCGCGAGAACGACGCCAUCGACCUCUUCGAGAUGUCGCAGGAGCCAUACAUGGCAGGCGUGUGGGUGAAGCGCCGGGAGGCCACGGACAAGGCGGCCGGGGCGAUGGGCACGAAGACGACGUUCGACCUCGUAGACUUGACCUCGACCAUCAUCGCCAAGCACUUGUGGACGAAGGGCAGCCUGAUGGCGUACGUCCAGGACCGCGGGACGAAGGCCAUGCAGCGGUUCGUCCGCAGCCGAGUGCGCAAGCUGACGGCGGACCUUGAGGAGACGAAGGAGUGGGCGUCUGCCCGCGAGAACGCGGCCUUCGAGGCGGUGGACGAUUGGACGCUCGUGUGCCGCUGCGCUGAGGAGACAUGUCCCCAUGGCCCGGCGUGCUCGUACAGGUCAGCCGUGGAGACCAUCUUCUCCCGCAACGCCGCUUCUUUCGACGUUCGGGAGCUCGCGGCGUCUCUGCGGGACAUUCUGAUGGUCGGCCCGAAGAAGACGACGAGGGUGCCCUUCCUGGUGGGGCCGUCGAAUUCCGGGAAGAGCACGGUAGUUUACCCUUUCGACGACUUGUUCACUCCGAAACGGGUUCUGCACAAGCCUGCCUUGGGCUCCUCCUUUGGACUCCGGAACCUGGCCAGCGGCACGAAGCGGUUCAUCUUCUGGGGCGACUUCCGGCCGGUUGAGUUCGCCCACGAGAAGACCGCCCCCGUCUCUUUGUUCCUGUCUCUGUUCGUCGGCCAGCACACCGAGAUCCAGGUUUCCCAGUCCUUCAACGACGGGAACAAGGACGUCUGCUGGAACCACGGCGCCGUUUUCACGGGCAAGCUGGAGGGCCUCUGGGAGACGACGAAUAAGGUGGGUGCGGAGGACAUCCGGCACAUGCAGAACCGCGUGAGGCAGUUCCCAUUCACCUCCGUCUUGUCGGACGGCUCUUUGCAGGACGUACUCUCGUGUGCUCCGUGCAUGACCGCGUGGAUCGUCCGGGAGGCGGCAAAGUUCGACGCCGUCGGCGUUUUCCGCCCGGCGCCCGCUGCGCCGGUCGGGGCAGACGCGGGCGUGCCGCCUGUGAGCGGCUUCGACGACCUCAUGUCCGACGCGCGCAUACCCCGCGCGCAGGCAGACGCCUUGCUGGCGGAUGUCCGCGCGAUGGGUGCGGUUGCCGUGGACGAGGUGCUCCCCGCGGACUGGAUGGCGCCCCACCUCAGCAAGAGGGAGCUCGACCGCUGCUUCUCGCUCUACGCCGCUGGGAAGACCCCGGUGGAGAUACGCGACCUCGUUAGUCGGACCCGUGAGUCCCUCGACGAGACUGGGCCGGAUUUGACGACCGUCCGCCGGGCCCUCCGGGGCGCCGCGCACAGGCGUGGCCCAGCGGAGACUCGCGGCCGCAAGCCCAAGCUCACGGCCGUCAAGCUCCGCGCCUUGAACAACGCGCGGGUUCGUUUGAUUCGGGCGGCCAAGGGCGAGGCCGAGGUUCACCUCAAGGACGUGAUGAAGGCCGCGCGGGUCUCCGACGUCCACAAGGGCACGGCCUCCAGGCACUUCAAGCGCCUCGGGGUCACCUGGCGCGCUCCCCGCGCGGAGCCGCUCCGCGGCUCCGCGGAGGCGGAGGAGCGCGUGGCGGCGCGUUCGGGGUGGAAGCGGCUCCCGGGCAACUAUUUCACGCACCAGGUCGAUGCCAUCAUCGACAAUAAGGUGUUCCCCAUCCCCAUGACCAAGCGGGCGAAGACGCACGCAAAGAAGAGUCGCGUUCGCGGCCACCUUCGCACCAAGGCAGAGGGGGUCCUCAAGCCUUUCACGAAGCCGAAGGGGAACCGGAACAGGGUGAACCCAGGCGCCAAGGGGCGCCGCGCCUUCCGCAUCCUGGAGGAUAACGACCCCACGGGGUACAAGAGCAAGAAGGCCGUUGACUGCAAGCGGCGGGGUCUCAAGAUCACCCCCAUCAAGUUCCCCAAAUAUUCCCCGGACUUGAACCCCCUCGACUACUUCCUCUGGGCGGAGGUCAACCGGCGAAUGGCAGAGCAGAGCGCGCCGGCCAACGAGUCUCAGAGCGCUUACAAGGCGCGCCUCAGGCGCGUCGCCAUGAGCAUCCCGAAGAGCGUCAUCAGGGCAGCCGUGGCUAAGAUGAAGACGAAGGCGGCGGGGGUCGUCGUGGCCGAGGGAGGCCCGCGCGGGACACAGCCUGCGUAUCAUUGCGGCUUCAUGUCGUUUGCACGUGUGUCCAGAACAUCGUGCAACGCGUUGCCCGCGCGUCUGAUGGCGUACGUCCAGGACCGCGGGACGAAGACCAUGCAGCGGUUCGUCCGCAGCCGAGUGCGCAAGCUGACGGCGGACCUUGAGGAGACGAAGGAGUGGGCGUCUGCCCGCGAGAACGCGGCCUUCGAGGCGGUGGACGAUUGGACGCACGUGUGCCGCUGCGCUGAGGAGACAUGUCCCCAUGGCCCGGCGUGCUCGUACAGGUCAGCCGUGGAGACCUUCUUCUCCCGCAGCGCCGCUUCUUUCGACGUUCGGGAGCUCGCGGCGUCUCUGCGGGACAUUCUGAUGGUCGGCCCGAAGAAGACGACGAGGGUGCCCUUCCUGGUGGGGCCGUCGAAUUCCGGGAAGAGCACGGUGGUUUACCCUUUCGACGACUUGUUCACGACGCACCGAAACGGGUUCCUGCACAGAUCCCAGGUUUCCCAGACCUUCAACGACGGGAACAAGGACAUCCGGCACAUGCAGAACCGCGCGAGGCAGUUCCCAUUCACCUCCGUCUUGUCGGACGGCUCUUUGCAAGACGUACUCUCGUGUGCCCCGUGCAUGACCGCGUGGAUCGUCCGGGAGGCGGCAAAGUUCGACGCCGUCGGCGUUUUCCGCUCGGCGCCCGCUGCGCCGGUCGGGGCAGACGCGGGCGUGCCGCCUGCGAGCGGCUUCGACGACCUCAUGUCCGACGCGCGCAUACCCCGCGCGCAGGCAGACGCCUUGCUGGCGGAUGUCCGCGCGAUGGGCGCGGUUGCCGUGGACGAGGUGCUCCCCGCGGACUGGGUCCGUUUGAAUUCGUGGGCCUUGCUGCAGGCCCGCGCGGGUCGCGAGCGCGGGUCGUGGGCGAAGUUCGCCGUGUUCGGGUCGCUGGUCGGAAUAGCACCCUCGCCGUCGCGCUGGACUCUGCGCGCCCCUUGUAAGGAUUGCCCGGCGCGGAGGCGCUUCGGCUCAAGCCGUUCUUAUUUAAUGGGCUCUGAGGUGCUCUCAGGCUUUGAAGUGGUGCUCACAGCCGUCCUGGUGCUCAUGGCCAUUGGCGUGGACGCCGAUGCCGUCGAAACCAAAGCCAUCCGGGACGCCUUGAAGGCCGUCUUAGUAGGCAAGGACUUGAAACACAUUUCGUUGCGUGAGUGUCGCCGCCAGGUCGCUUUGAAACUCGGUUUGCAAGAGCAUGCUUUGGACCAACGCAAGCACGAGUUCAAGAGCCUGACAACCGAGGUCGUUUCGGAAACGCAGCCCGACCAGGACGCCGCGUCGCCUCUGGAGACCGUGUUGGCUGAGGCCGAGAAGCUGGACUCGUUGCAGUGGGUAUACUUGGUGACCAUAUCGCGCGUCCUAGACGCGACCCUUCCCGACGGCCGCCAGUACCGCGAUCUUGGCACGAUGAGCCGGGAGGACAUCGGAAAAGCAGUGGCCGACGCAUUCAACAAUCCGAUUCCGACUGGGUCCGCGGGCGGCCGCACUAGGCAGGAACCGGACGGCCAAGCGCUCGUGUCCAUGGCGGUGGUGUUCCAGGAGAAGCACAAAGACGGCGCGAUCCAUUUCCACGUUGCUGUGAAGCUGAUUAGGUCGGGCCGUUUCCAGCAGGCCAAGCGCACUCUGCGCGAGCGCCAUUUGUUGCCGAGCCAUUUCUCUGGUUCCCACCAGCGAAUGUGGAGCGCCGUGAGGUACGGGUAUAUGGAGACCCCAGCCAAACCAGAUGUCGACGACGCCCCGUGGGUGUGGCAGCCAGACUGGGCCGGGUUCGCGCGCGAGAACGACGCCAUCGACCUCUUCGAGAAGUCGCAGGAGCCAUACAUGGCAGGCGUGCGGGUGAAGCGCCGGGAGGCCACGGACAAGGCGGCCGGGGCCGUCGGGGGGGUGCUCGUACAGUCAGCCGUGGAGACCAUCUUCUCCCGCAGCGCCGCUUCUUUCGACGUUCGGGAGCUCGCGGCGUCUCUGCGGGACAUUCUGAUGGUCGGCCCGAAGAUGACGACGAGGGUGCCCUUCCUGGUGGGGCCGUCGAAUUCCGGGAAGAGCACGGUAGUUUACCCUUUCGACGACUUGUUCACUCCGAAACGGGUUCUGCACAGGCCUGCCUUGGGCUCCCCUUUUGGACUCCGGAACCUGGCCAGCGGCACGAAGCGGUUCAUCUUCUGGGACGACUUCCGGCCGGGUGAGUUCGCCCACGAGAAGACCGUCCCCGUCUCUUUGUUCCUGUCUCUGUUCGUCGGCCAGCACACCGAGAUCCAGGUUUCCCAGUCCUUCAACGACGGGAACAAGGACGCCUGCUGGAACCACGGCGCCGUUUUCACGGGCAAGCUGGAGGGCCUCUGGGAGACGACGAAUAAGGUGGGUGCGGAGGACAUCCGGCACAUGCAGAACCGCGCGAGGCAGUUCCCAUUCACCUCCGUCUUGUCGGACGGCUCUUUGCAGGACGUACUCUCGUGUGCUCCGUGCAUGACCGCGUGGAUCGUCCGGGAGGCGGCAAAGUUCGAGGCCGUCGGCGUUUUCCGCCCGGCGCCCGCUGCGCCGGUCGGGGCAGACGCGGGCGUGCCGCCUGUGAGCGGCUUCGACGACCUCAUGUCCGACGCGCGCAUACCCCGCGCGCAGGCAGACGCCUUGCUGGCGGAUGUCCGCGCGAUGGGUGCGGUUGCCGUGGACGAGGUGCUCCCCGCGGACUGGAUGGCGCCCCACCUCAGCAAGAGGGAGCUCGACCUCUGCUUCUCGCUCUACGCCGCUGGGAAGACCCCGGUGGAGAUACGCGACCUCGUUAGUCGGACCCGUGAGUCCCUCGACGAGACUGGGCCGGAUUUGACGACCAUCCGCCGGGCCCUCCGGGGCGCCACGCACAGGCGUGGCCCAGCGGAGACUCGCGGCCGCAAGCCCAAGCUCACGGCCGUCAAGCUCCGCGCCUUGAACAACGCGCGGGUUCGUUUGAUUCGGGCGGCCAAGGGCGAGGCCGAGGUUCACCUCAAGGACGUGAUGAAGGCCGCGCGGGUCUCCGACGUCCACAAGGGCACGGCCUCCAGGCACUUCAAGCGCCUCGGGGUCACCUGGCGCGCUCCCCGCGCGGAGCCGCUCCGCGGCUCCGCGGAGGCGGAGGAGCGCGUGGCCGUGCGUUCGGGGUGGAAGCGGCUCCCGGGCAACUAUUUCACGCACCAGGUCGAUGCCAUCGUCGACAAUAAGGUGUUCCCCAUCCCCAUGACCAAGCGGGCGAAGACGCACGCAAAGAAGAGUCGCGUUCGCGGCCACCUUCGCACCAAGGCAGAGGGGGUCCUCAAGCCUUUCACGAAGCCGAAGGGGAACCGGAACAGGGUGAACCCAGGCGCCAAGGUUCACGUGGCCGCAGCCAUCGUGAACAACAAGGUCCGCGUCUGGCACUACCUGCCCACCCUGUGGUGCGCCGACGCAGCCUGCGAUUUCUACGCGGGCGUCCUCGCUCCCGCGCUUCGCCGCUGCCGGAAGGGGCGCCGCGCCUUCCGCAUCCUGGAGGAUAACGACCCCACGGGGUACAAGAGCAAGAAGGCCGUUGACUGCAAGCGGCCCCCUUACUUGGCGCGCCACCGCGGCGGCCGCGAGUUCGAGUCGGGCCCCGUCUGGCGGGGUCUCAAGAUCACCCCCAUCAAGUUCCCCAAGUAUUCCCCGGACUUGAACCCCCUCGACUACGUCCUCUGGGCGGAGGUCAACCGGCGAAUGGCAGAGCAGAGCGCGCCGGCCAACGAGUCUCAGAGCGCUUACAAGGCGCGCCUCAGGCGCGUCGCCAUGGGCAUCCCGAAGAGCGUCAUCAGGGCAGCCGUGGCUAAGAUGAAGACGAAGGCGGCAGAGGACCGCGGGACGAAGACCAUGCAGCGGUUCGUCCGCAGCCGAGUGCGCAAGCUGACGGCGGACCUUGAGGAGACGAAGGAGUGGGCGUCUGCCCGCGAGAACGCGGCCUUCGAGGCGGUGGACGAUUGGACGCUCGUGUGCCGCUGCAUUGAGGAGACAUGUCCCCAUGGCCCGGCGUGCUCGUACAGGUCAGCCGUGGAGACCAUCUUCUCCCGCAACGCCGCUUCUUUCGACGUUCGGGAGCUCGCGGCGUCUCUGCGGGACAUUCUGAUGGUCGGCCCGAAGAAGACGACGAGGGUGCCCUUCCUGGUGGGGCCGUCGAAUUCCGGGAAGAGCACGGUGGUUUACCCUUUCGACGACUUGUUCACUCCGAAACGGGUUCUGCACAAGCCUGCCUUGGGCUCCUCCUUUGGACUCCGGAACCUGGCCAGCGGCACGAAGCGGUUCAUCUUCUGGGACGACUUCCGGCCGGUUGAGUUCGCCCACGAGAAGACCGUCCCCGUCUCUUUGUUCUUGUCUCUGUUCGUCGGCCAGCACACCGAGAUCCAGGUUUCCCAGUCCUUCAACGACGGGAACAAGGACGUCUGCUGGAACCACGGCGCCGUUUUCACGGGCAAGCUGGAGGGCCUCUGGGGGACGACGAAUAAGGUGGGUGCGGAGGACAUCCGGCACAUGCAGAACCGCGCGAGGCAGUUCCCAUUCACUUCCGUCUUGUCGGACGGCUCUUUGCAGGACGUACUCUCGUGUGCUCCGUGCAUGACCGCGUGGAUCGUCCGGGAGGCGGCAAAGUCCGACGCCGUCGGCGUUUUCCGCCCGGCGCCCGCUGCGCCGGUCGGGGCAGACGCGGGCGUGCCGCCUGUGAGCGGCUUCGACGACCUCAUGUCCGACGCGCACAGGCAGACGCCUUGCUGGCGGAUGUCCGCGCGAUGGGUGCGGUUGCCGUGGACGAGGCGCUUCGGCUCAAGCCGUUCUUACUUAAUGGGCUCUGAGGUGCUCUCAGGCUUUGAAGUGGUGCUCACAGCCGUCCUGGUGCUCAUGGCCAUUGGCGUGGACGCCGAGGCCGUCGAAACCAAAGCCAUCCGGGACGCCUUGAAGGCCGUCUUAGUAGGCAAGGACUUGAAACACAUUUCGUUGCGCGAGCGUCGCCGCCAGGUCGCUUUGAAACUCGGUUUGCAAGAGCAUGCUUUGGACCAACGCAAGCACGAGUUCAAGAGCCUGACAACCGAGGUCGUUUCGGAAACGCAGCCCGACCAGGACGCCGCGUCGCCUCUGGAGACCGUGUUGGCUGAGGCCGAGAAGCUGGACUCGUUGCAGUGGGUCUACUUGGUGACCAUAUCGCGCGCCCUGGACGCGACCCUUCCCGACGGCCGCCAGCACCGCGAUCUUGGCACGAUGAGCCGGGAGGACAUCGGAAAAGCAGUGGCCGACGCAUUCAACAAUCCGAUUCCGACUGGGUCCGCGGGCGGCCGCCCUCGGAAGGAACCGGACGGCCAAGCGCUCGUGUCCAUGGCGGUGGUGUUCCAGGAGAAGCACAAAGACGGCGCGAUCCAUUUCCACGUUGCUGUGAAGCUGACUAGGUCGGGCCGUUUCCAGCAGGCCAAGCGCACUCUGCGUGAGCGCCAUUUGUUGCCGAGCCAUUUCUCUGGUUCCCACCAGCGAAUGUGGAGCGCCGUGAGGUACGGGUAUAUGGAGACCCCAGCCAAACCAGAUGUCGACGACGCCCCGUGGGUGUGGCAGCCAGACUGGGCCGGGUUCGCGCGCGAGAACGACGCCAUCGACCUCUUCGAGAUGUCGCAGGAGCCAUACAUGGCAGGCGUGUGGGUGAAGCGCCGGGAGGCCACGGACAAGGCGGCCGGGGCGAUGGGCACGAAGACGACGUUCGACCUCGUAGACUUGACCUCGACCAUCAUCGCCAAGCACUUGUGGGCGAAGGGCAGCCUGAUGGCGUACGCCCAGGACCGCGGGACGAAGGCCAUGCAGCGGUUCGUCCGCAGCCGAGCGCGCAAGCUGACGGCGGACCUUGAGGAGACGAAGGAGUGGGCGUCUGCCCGCGAGAACGCGGCCUUCGAGGCGGUGGGCGAUUGGACGCUCGUGUGCCGCUGCGCUGAGGAGACAUGUCCCCAUGGCCCGGCGUGCUCGUACAGGUCAGCCGUGGAGACCAUCUUCUCCCGCAACGCCGCUUCUUUCGACGUUCGGGAGCUCGCGGCGUCUCUGCGGGACAUUCUGAUGGUCGGCCCGAAGAAGACGACGAGGGUGCCCUUCCUGGUGGGGCCGUCGAAUUCCGGGAAGAGCACGGUAGUUUACCCUUUCGACGACUUGUUCACUCCGAAACGGGUUCUGCACAAGCCUGCCUUGGGCUCCUCCUUUGGACUCCGGAACCUGGCCAGCGGCACGAAGCGGUUCAUCUUCUGGGGCGACUUCCGGCCGGUUGAGUUCGCCCACGAGAAGACCGUCCCCGUCUCUUUGUUCCUGUCUCUGUUCGUCGGCCAGCACACCGAGAUCCAGGUUUCCCAGUCCUUCAACGACGGGAACAAGGACGUCUGCUGGAACCACGGCGCCGCUUUCACGGGCAAGCUGGAGGGCCUCUGGGAGACGGCGAAUAAGGUGGGUGCGGAGGACAUCCGGCACAUGCAGAAACGCGUGAGGCAGUUCCAAUUCACCUCCGUCUUGUCGGACGGCUCUUUGCAGGACGUACUCUCGUGUGCUCCGUGCGUGGCCGCGUGGAUCGUCCGGGAGGCGGCAAAGUUCGACGCCGUCGGCGUUUCCCGCCCGGCGCCCGCUGCGCCGGUCGGGGCAGACGCGGGCGCGCCGCCUGUGAGCGGCUUCGACGACCUCAUGUCCGACGCGCGCAUACCCCGCGCGCAGGCAGACGCCUUGCUGGCGGAUGUCCGCGCGAUGGGUGCGGUUGCCGUGGACGAGGUGCUCCCCGCGGACUGGGUCCGUCUGAAUUCGUGGGCCUUGCUGCUCCCGCUCCAGAAGUGCUGGUGGCUGGUCGUGCUGGUGGUCGUGCUGGUGGUCGUGCUGGUGGUCGUGCUGGUGCUUGUGCUGGUGGUCGUGCUGGCGGUCGUGUUGGUGGCCGUUCUGGUGGAGGUGCUGGUGGUCGUGCUGGUGAUCGUGCUGGUGGAGGGGGAAAGGAGGCGGGACAGGAGAAAGUGGAGGUGA